Nematocida major is the source of this 1044-nucleotide messenger RNA. Its product is annotated as glycerol-3-phosphate dehydrogenase (NAD+). The transcript has a single exon. Gene Ontology annotation, cellular component: cytosol; glycerol-3-phosphate dehydrogenase (FAD) complex. NCBI's taxonomy places the organism in Eukaryota, Fungi, Microsporidia. Gene Ontology annotation, biological process: carbohydrate metabolic process; glycerol-3-phosphate catabolic process. The record is from RefSeq and is a predicted model, not a curated record. Bases 1 to 1044 code for a protein of 347 amino acids. Gene Ontology annotation, molecular function: glycerol-3-phosphate dehydrogenase [NAD(P)+] activity; protein homodimerization activity; NAD binding.
AUGUACCGCAAAGUAUCUGUAAUAGGCGGAGGCAGCUGGGGAACAACUGUAGCAAAAGUGGUAGGCGAAAACUAUGCCAGAAAAGGCAAAGAGGAAAAGGUGACUCUUUGGAUAUACGAAGAGAAAGUGGGCGGGCGCAACCUAACAGAGAUAAUAAACAUGGACCAUGUGAACACAAAGUAUCUUCCUGGGGUAAGCCUGCCUGAAAACGUGCAGGCGCUGUCAAGUGUCGAGCAGGCUGUUGAGGGCGCCGAGAUAGUUUUGCUCACAGUCCCACACGAGUUCCUGGACGGAAUACUCAAUAGCAUGAAAGGCAAGAUUUCAAAAAGUGCUAUUCUUGUGAUUUUAACAAAGGGCUUUUUCUUUAAGGGCGACAAGAUGGAGCUGAUCUCAGAGAACAUUAAAAAAAGCAUGGGCGUGAGAGUGUGCACGCUUAUGGGCGCAAACAUUGCAGGAGAUGUCGCAAACUGCCUUUUGAGCGAGUGCACGCUUGGGUACGAGGACGCAGAGGCCAGAGACGCUGUUUUGGAGCUUUUCGAGUCCCCGUACUUUAAAGUCAACCCAGUUUUGGACUCUGGUUGCGUUGAGGUCUGUGGGACUCUGAAGAACGUGGUUGCAAUCGGAUGCGGGAUUGUUGCAGGAAACAAGCACGGAGUAAACACGCUUGCUGCGGUGAUCAGAAAUGGCCUGCUGGAGAUGGUCAGGUUCUGCGACCAGUUUAUCAAAAAGGCGUCGUCCCCAGAGGCCGUUCCAAGAGUGUUCUUUGAGUCGUGCGGGCUGGCCGAUUUGAUAGUGACGUGCACGUCGGGAAGAAACUUCAAAUUUUCCAAGCUGGCAGCAGAAAAAGGCAUUUCAAUAUCAAAAAUAGAGACCGAGGAAAUGAACGGGCAGAAGCUGCAGGGAUACUCAACCAUCAAGGAGCUGAUCCAGUUUAUGGGGCUGAACAAGAUUGAAAAAGAGUACCCCUUCCUGUAUGCAAUAAGUAUAUCCGCCACAACAGACUUGUCAGCUGACAAGAUCCUGCAAGCCAUCCAAGAAAAAUAA